Molecule: messenger RNA, 1165 nt
Organism: Arachis duranensis
Lineage: Eukaryota; Viridiplantae; Streptophyta; Magnoliopsida; Fabales; Fabaceae
Product: mitochondrial carnitine/acylcarnitine carrier-like protein
Exons: 3
Coding region: 166-1062 (298 amino acids)
Biological process (GO): mitochondrial L-ornithine transmembrane transport
Molecular function (GO): L-ornithine transmembrane transporter activity
Source: RefSeq, a predicted model, not a curated record
UCUCUUUCUCUCUCUCGUUCUAAUUCUUGAAUUCCCUUAGAAGCUUUUCAAUAAGUAAAAGCAUGCACCAUCCCUCAUUGGAUACAUAACAAUACUCUUUUUUUCUUUUUCUUUUCUCUCUAACAAGUCUUGGAUAUUCCCAUUCUUUUCCUUAGCUACAGCUCAAUGGGAGACGUGGCGAAGGACCUCACGGCAGGGACGGUGGGAGGGGCGGCGCAGCUAAUAUGCGGCCACCCCUUCGACACCAUAAAGGUGAAGCUGCAGAGCCAGCCUACACCAGUACCCGGUCAGUCUCCAAAGUAUUCAGGUGCAAUUGAUGCUGUGAAGAAGACACUAGCAGCUGAAGGUCCAAGAGGCUUGUACAAAGGGAUGGGGGCCCCACUUGCAACCGUUGCAGCCUUCAAUGCGGUGCUGUUUACGGUUAGAGGACAGAUGGAAGCAUUGGUCAGGACCCAACCUGGUGCUCCCCUCUCAGUUAGCCAGCAGUUUGUUUGCGGCGCCGGCGCCGGCGUUGCUGUUUCCUUCCUUGCUUGCCCCACUGAACUUGUCAAAUGCAGGCUGCAAGCACAAAGCGCACUUGCUGGGACCGGAACAGCGGCGGUGGCUGCCGUGAAGUACGGAGGACCAAUGGACGUGGCGAGGCAAGUUCUAAGAUCAGAAGGCGGCAUGAGAGGCCUUUUCAAAGGCUUGAUUCCGACCAUGGGCCGCGAGAUACCGGGAAACGCCAUAAUGUUUGGUGUCUACGAAGCAAUCAAGCAAAUGCUUGCAGGGGGCCCUGACACUUCCGGACUAGGCAGAGGAUCUCUGAUUCUAGCCGGCGGCGUGGCUGGAGCCUCCUUUUGGUUCAUGGUGUAUCCAACCGACGUUGUUAAGAGUGUGAUCCAAGUUGAUGAUUACAAGAACCCAAAGUUUUCUGGCUCCUUUGAUGCUUUUAGAAAGAUUCAAGCUUCGGAGGGUUUAAAAGGCCUUUAUAAGGGUUUCGGGCCGGCCAUGGCGCGAAGCGUUCCGGCCAACGCCGCCUGCUUCUUGGCAUAUGAGAUGACAAGAUCAGCUCUUGGAUGAUAUUCAAUUCUCAUGUUUCUUGUUCUUCAAGUUAUUAGCCAAACACAAGUUCAUGUUCUCUUAUUUGCUUUAACAAAUUAAAGGAAUCAUUAUUCUUUUAGAA